This is a messenger RNA of Nerophis lumbriciformis (worm pipefish), 5029 nucleotides long. RefSeq lists its product as uncharacterized. NCBI's taxonomy places the organism in Eukaryota, Metazoa, Chordata, Actinopteri, Syngnathiformes, Syngnathidae. Gene Ontology annotation, cellular component: membrane. The record is from RefSeq and is a predicted model, not a curated record.
GGGAGCCCGGGCCGUGACAAGGGUACCAUGACUACUACCAACUUUGAGCUGAUUCUGCUUCCUCGUUAGUUUUUUGACAUGUAAAAAUGCCCUGUGGCGCAGCCCAGAAUUGUGGAAAGUUUUUACAUCGCUUUUCAACACAACCCAGAAAGAAGACAAGUGUGGGAUGUGAAGGUUCGUCGUUAACACUGGAGAGUCACUGAUUACAGCGUCUUGUGCGAGAAAAAUGCCAACGGAAGGAGUGACGUCACCAGAUGGCGGUAGAAUACAUCUUUUUUCUUUUUGGUAUGACCAGGAAGCGACUGCUGUGGUGUCCAUUCUUUUGGGUCUGUUCCAGUUGAUCCUGUCUGUCCCACUCGGCUUCAGUCACCUAACUCUCCCAUAUAUAUUCAUCCUGCCUCUUGUAUCUGGAAUUCUUAUUGUGGUCGGUGGAUCGUUCAUCAUGGCAAAUGAAAGAAAUCCUAGCAGACUAUUGCUUCAAGGUUCGGCCUGCAGUAACUUAGUCGGCCUGCUGAGUGCACUGAUUUCCUUCUGCCUCUACUGCUACAGCCUCAGCAUUAAAGACAACCACGAACAAUGUUCAUUAUUGCCCGAGGAUUAUAAUUAUCCUAGAGAGUGUCCCAUUGACGCCCUGCUGGCAUAUUCCUGGAGUGUGACAGUGAUGCUGCUGCUCUACAACUUUGGUGCCGUGGUCCUGCACAUCGUCUUCUCAGUUUUUUCUCUCAAAGCCCUCAAAACUGACUGAUUGUGGAUACUCAGCAGUAGCUCCUUUCCCAAUGCCUGCAAAAGAUGGACUUUGUCUGUGGACGGACACCAACUGCGUGUCAGUCAGCAUAUUCCGCUGUGCUGGGAUGGACGUGUGACAUCAGAAGUACUAGGAGUGUAACGGUACGUCAUAAUGACGGUUAGGUACGUACUUUAUUUUACAGUCACGGCUGGGUUCAUUUUGGGUACAAAAAUGCCAAACUGUUCAGCUUUUGUGUAAACAGCUUUAAAGUAAGCAAAACAAACUGCAAAUGAAAGUAUGUCUUCAAUUAAUACCAUUUGUAAAUUAUUUUUAAAGAAAUACAAUAGUUUACAAUGUUUCUUAUAUUAUUAUUUUAUUUUGAGUUCAUUUGACUGCCUUAAUGGCUUAAGUGCAGCAUUGAUAGAUCCAGCUUGUUGGCUCCAUCCUUACAGAAUAAUAACACUGCUUUCGUCCUCUCCACUUGUAUUUGUCACCAUGAAGGCCAAGUGUUCCCAACACAGAGACUUAGGUGAGAUGGAGGGUUUUCAAGCUCUGUCUUCUCCUCGGCACUAUCUCUAGCCAUGACUCCGACAUGCCUGCACUGCAGAGUAUUUGUAUACUGUGUAUAGGUGCGACACAAUAAACAAAUCAUUUUACUAGGGGUGCUUCAAAAAAUAAAUUCACAUCUGGAUCGCAAAAUUCCAUAUCGAUUCCUAAUUUUCAAAAAUAUGUUUUAAAAUAAAAAACGUGUGACACAAAAUUUAUUUUAGAAUGAAUCGCAUUUCUUAUUUGGGACGAUUCAUUAUCUUUAGUUUUUUUUUUAGUCUGUCCUAUGCAGCCACUCACGCAAAUAUUUAUGUUGAUGUCGAUGCCCAUAUAUGCUGUACAUGAUUACUUUAGAAUAGGGAAGUGUGGGAUAUUUAUUUUCUUUUAAGUCAUAUAGAAAUGUAUCACAGCUGUUUGUAUAUUUUCUGGAGGAAUGUAGUUAAUCAUAGAAUUGGCACCCAAUGUUAUUAAAAAGUAUCCAUUUUCAAUCGAUAAUUGUUUUGAAUCGAGAAUCGAAUCGUUACCCCCAAGAUUAAAUCAAAUUGUGUGGUGCCUAAAAUUCACAGCCCUAAUAAAUAAAUAUAUAUAUAUAUAUUUUUUUUUUUUUUUUUUUUUUAUUUUUUUUUUUUUGUAUGUAUGUAUGUAGUCGACGUUACUGUGGCUCAUCCGUUAUACAGUGCUCAAUACCGGGGUAGAGCGGAAUAUACGUUAGGUCAGGAAAAAACACAGAGGCUAUUAGAUCCCUACAAGCCUGUUUAGCAGGUUUCCCUGCUCUUCAGGGGAUUUUAUAAAUAAUAUCCCCUGAUAUUAUUAGCGAGUAAGCGCGGAAUGGCCUAAAAACAUGUCUUGAUAUAUAUACAGUACAGGCCAAAAGUUUGGACACACCUUCUCAUUCAAUGGAUUUUCUUUAUUUUCAUGACUAUUUACAUUGUAGAUUGUCACUGAAGGCAUCAAAACUAUAAAUGAACACAUGUGGAGUAAUGUACUUAACAAAAAAAGGUGAAAUAACUGAAAACAUGUUUUAUAUUCUAGUUCCUUCAAAAUAGCCACCCUUUGCUCUGAUUACUGUUUUGUACACUCUUGGCAUUCUCUCGAUGAGCUUCAAGAGGUAGUCACCUGAAAGGGUUUUCACUUCACAGGUGUCAUAGUUUUGAUGCCUUCAGUGACAAUCUACAAGGUAAAUAAUCAUGAAAAUAAAGAAAACGCAUUGAAAUGAGAAGGUGUCCAAACUUUUGGCCUGUACUGUGCAUAUAUAUAUAUAUAUAUAUAUAUAUAUAUUUUGUUGCGUUCCGACCAGUUCUUCCUCCAAGGGAAUUUAAGUUACUGGUCAAUCCCAAGUUCUUUUGGAUGACAUAUUUGCUGAGUAAGAAGGAUCACCAGAAACAGAAUAGGAUUAACAACAAUUUUACUGAAAUUUCAGGAGAACAACCUAGACUAAUACAUUUAUACCGGCUUCCCAAGUUGUUCUAACAUUCAAACGGGAAGAGACCAACGUUCCCUCAAAGGUGCGCGCCUGCGCAAUUGCGCACUGCUCACGCGUCCUCUGCGCACAGCAAAUUAAUGGCGCGCAGAAAAUCAAAAAUCACAUCUGAACUUUAAACAAAAUAAACACAUUACAAUUUAUUCCGUAUGAUUUUGCAAUGCAACUCUGUGAGUGACAGGUGACAACAAGAGUGGCCCCAAUGAAUAAAACAAUCUUUGUCAACACAGUUCAAUUCUCGUCUGUCGAGACACUUUACAGACAGGAAUUCCAUCAAUCACUUUAUUGAGCAAAACUGUUUGUAACCACACCAAAAACAUGAGUAAAAAAAACUUUUAUCUAUAAAAACUGGUAAUUUUCUGUCAUACAAACCAGGCUUAAACCAACAUUAUCAUUCGUCAUUUCAACAGAAGCCGCUCGCUCUCUCACCUGCACCAACACACGCACUCAUGGCACUUAGCCAGUGCUGCGUUUAUGGCCACACAAAAAGUCGGACAACCCCAACGCCACACAAUGUGUAAAUGUUGAAACACUCUGACUCCACAAUCAGAUGUGUGCUUAUUGUACUGCCAUUUAUUAAGAAUGUUAAUCUAAGGAUAUUAUUCAUGAAAUAUUGUCACUAGAUUUCAUAAAUGCUAAUAAAAAGAUGUAUUUUACAGACAGAAAGUUACAGGAACUAAAUAUAAUCUCUGAAAGGGGUAACAUUUCUUUUAAAGGCAGGACCCGCAGCCAGACAUACAAUACUAGCACAUAGGUCAUGAAAAACAUGUUUUUUGUUAUUGUCAUUGUAAGAGGGCAAAAUCACUUAUAUCAGAAAAUUAUUUUAAUAAAACAUUUAAAUUGUUAUGAUGUCAGGUUUGGGACAGGUGUGACGCUGGUGUGGCCACAGUGUGUACGUCUGAUGUUGCUCACAUGUGCUCCACUGAAUGCUCAGGGAGUUUGUGCGUUUGCUCACAAACAUUAAAAAUUAGAGGGAACAUUGGAAGAGACUACUUCUUCAAUCUGCCAAUAGCCCCUACCCUCCCCAGAUCCUCCCCAGAUGGAAUACACAAGUUCAUUGUUCAACUCAGGAUGAGAUAGAAAAAGGAGUACUCCAACUCCCUACAUUCCAAAGCUUCAAGGUUAACACACACAGUUUACUUGCGGACAAACAAAGAGAACAAAUGGAAAAACACUAGCUGUUUUCAAAUAUGACUAUGAAUAGAAAGAAAUAACUCUUGCAUAUAUAUAUAUAUAUAUAUAUAUAUAUUCUCCACAAUAUAUAUGUAAUAAGACAUUUUUUUGGCCAUUCCGUGCUUACUCGCUGCGUGUAAACAUCAUAGCAGCCAAGAGGAACUUUUACGACCUGUUUUUAAAAAGGUAUUAUCAUUUUUGUACCAAAAAAAUCCCUACAAAAAAGUGCUGUAUAUAAAUCCAUUCCAUAAUAUAUUGUGAAAAUCAGUUUGAAUCAAGACGGAUUCGGAACCAGGAAUUGAAUCUGACUCGAAUCGUCAAUCCAAGAAUCGGAAUCGAAUCGUGACUUGUUGUAAGAUUCACAUCCUUACCUGUUGCUCACUUAUGAAUCUUAUGAAUCGGUACACCUUUUUACCGUACCGAAUGUUACGUACCGAAUUACGCCUACAUGUACCGUUACACCCCUACCAUAUACUCACUUCUCAUGUUUUAUUGUGUUUAAGCAAUUGCAGCAGCUUUAUGGUUAUGUUAAUUAUCCUUUAUGCGGAAAUACUGCAAAGUAACUUCAAGCAUCAGACCAAUCACAGUCCAUGCGGCAACAAGCCACCGUUGUCUUUUACGCAGACUUCAACAAAGGUGUCAGCGUUUGGUGUGAAAAUAAUCUUGUUCGACUGUGUGGCAUUGCUUUCGACACAGUAGGUGAAGAAGUGUGAACCUUCCGAUCCAUGUUCUUUUUACUUAGGCCCUCGCAGCUCUGGAACAAACCACCAAAGACUUGUUAAUCUAAUCAGCCUUGUCAGUUUAUACAGAACAGCCACCCAGCAAAAACAACCCAACUUUAAUAGUGUAAAGGGUGUAGUCUUCAUUAAUCUUUCACUCUUGCAGCAUGCAUUUGGUUUUUUUUUCUUAAAGGAGAGAUGCUAGAAUAAAAGUGUUGUCUCCCUUGCAUAGUUUGGUUUCUGUGCUUUGCUUAAAGGCAAGAAUAGCAUCUUAUGUCAUAUUUGUACAUAUGUGUAUACAUUUAUUCUCCCUCUGUCACCUGUAGUACAAGCUGCUCCAUAUAAUCACAAGAAUAAUAAAGUGUAUUUAUUCAUCUAUAAAAA